GGUUAAUAAGUGACUCAGAUUUAGGUGCAUCUAGGUAAGCGUAAAGGAGAAUGAGGGAGGGUUGGAGUCUUCCAGGUGCCACUGACCCCAGGGAUGAGUAACGUUUAUUAAAUGUGAUUGUUUAUAUGUAAAUUAAACUUGCAGUAAACAGUGAUUCAAGCCGUUUGUUGCCAGUAACACACGUACAAGCAGUAGUUUAACUCCUAGAUUAACAUCAUUGCAUACUAUGAUUCAGUUUCUUUGUUAUUAGCAUAAAAAAGGAUUUACCCCCGUAAUUGGCAGCAAUACAUAUAGAAGUAAUUUAAACCCCUAAGCACUAUAACACUUUCAUUGUAAGUAGUGAUUUAUUCUUUUGGUUGCCAGUAAUAUUUCUUUAAUAGCCUGUGCCAGUUUCAGACAAACAUAGCAAAAAGCACCUCUGUGUAAACGAGUUAAACCCUUUGUUGCCAGAAACACGUAUUGCUGUUGGUUAACCCCUUAGUGUCUCAAAAUGCUUAUGAGCUAGUGAUAUAAUCCCGUGAUUAGCAGAAGCAAGCGUGCAGUUUUGCUUUAACCCCCUGAGUGCCAUAAUGCCUUGAUUAACAAUAAUGUGCACAGUGAUUUAGCAGUUUGAAUGUCAGUAACACAAAUUUAUUGUUGGUUUAAAGUUUGAUAGCUCAUAUAUGCUCCAGGCAAUGAUAAGAUUAAAGGGACAGUACACUGUAAAAUUGUUUUUCCAUAAAUGUAUUUUAAAUGACCUGUUAUACCAACUGCAGAGUAUAAAAUAUUUGAGAAAUUGCAUUUUCGGGUUUAUUUGUGUAUUUGAAGUAGCUGGUUUUGUGCUUUGAAACCACAGCCUAUUACAAUGGGUUGAGCUUCAGGUAAUAUCAGAUCUCAUUAUGUUAUCACUUUGUGUACACACACUUGCUUCCCUAUCUUAUAUUUGUCUGGAACACCAAAGCUCAAUACAUAGAGAGAACAAUGGAAAAUUAUCAUUUUAUUACUUAACUAUCAUGCCCCUCACUGACGGUGUAAUCUCUUCUGCUGGCUGUGUAUACUUAGGCUUGUCAAUAGCAUAUACGCCAGUAUCAAAGCUUUCAGUAUAGGUUGGGAAACCACAAACUAAAUCAGCUAUUUCAAAUGCUGAAAUAGGAGUAAAGGAGCUACUUGCAACCAAUUUAAUACACUCUAGCAGGUAAAAAGGAUCAUUGGGAAUAAUUUAAAGGGGAGAAAGUUUUUGGGUGAACUGUCCCUUUAAUCACCUCUGUAGUGAUUUAAACAAUGUGUUUCCAGAAACAAAAUAUAGCUGUUGGGUAACUCCUCGAUUGCUCAGAAAAUACAUGCGUCAGUGAUUAAAACCCAUGAUUGCCAGAAUAAAAAGCACUUGCAGCAGUUAUUUUACCGCGUGAUUGUCUGCAACAAAUGCAUUCAUAAGUUUACCCUUUAAUUGCCCUUUACCUUAUAUCCUGGUGCCAGCAUUUGCUGAUCCCUGCCCUAUGUAUGGAGCCAUUCUAUAUAGGGUCUGAAUAACACAGUGAAUUCCACCUCAGUUGCAUGUGUGUAAUUUUAGGAUGGGGCUCCUCUGAAGAACAAAUAGAGCAGACACCUGAUACUUACACCAGAUUUUGACCAAUUUGAACAACAAGAUGGCGCAGAGAGUUCAUCAAACAUCUCAGGUCUCCAUAAGGAAUGAAGAGGAACGCAUUGAGUUUGAUGACAUCGCAAUUUACUUCUCCGAAGAGGAGUGGGGCACACUAACAGGAGAGCAGAAAGAGAUUUACAAGAAUGUGAUGCUAGAGAAUUAUCAUAGUCUUUGUUUGCUAGGUUGUGUCAAAUUGAAGCCAUUGCUUGUCUCAAAGCUGGAGCGUGGAGAGGUGCCAUAUGUGACAGAUUACCAGUUAAUGGAGCAAGAGGAAAUUCCGAUUAGUAUCAAUACUGAUGGAUCAAUGAGGGCAAAUAUCUCUGGACAAGACCAAAAUGUAGUAACUUCUAUCACAAAAUGUUGUAAAGAAACCACUACAAUGUCAAACUUUCAAGAAUUUUUAACAGUAAUGCAGUGUUACUACAAAGAGUAUCAACCACAAGAGAAAGCACAAUGGCACAUCAUUUCAGGAGAGAAACCCUAUCUGUGUUCUGUAUGUAGGAAAUGUUAUACUUACCAUUCUGAACUUGUUGCGCAUCAGAGAACACAUACGGGUGAGAAACCAUUUCCAUGUUAUGAAUGUGGGAGGUGUUUUGCUAGAAAAUCAAAUCUCACUGCUCAUCAGUUAACUCAUAAAGAAGAAAAGCAAUUUGUUUGUUCUGAAUGUGGAAAAAGUUUUACAGCGAAACGCUCUCUCAUGCAACAUAUGAGAAAUCAUACAGCAGAGAACCUAUUGAUAUGUUCUGAUUGUGGUAAAACGUUUACUAGCAACACGUCUCUUGCUAUACAUCAGAAGAUGCAUACUGGUGACAAACCAUUUACUUGUAAUGAAUGUGGAAAAUGCUUUACCAGUAACGCAUAUCUUGUUAAACAUCAGAGGACUCAUAUAGAAGAGAAACCAUUUACAUGUUCAGAUUGUGGUAAAUCGUUUAGAGAGAAACGAUCGCUUGUUGAUCAUCAAACAAUACAUACUGGCGCAAAACCAUAUUCAUGCACAGAUUGUGGUAAAUGUUUUAGAAUGAAGCGUUCUCUUGCCGAUCAUCAAACAAUCCAUACAGGAGCUUCUCGUUAUUCAUGUGCCGAAUGUGGGAAAUCAUUCACUGUGAAGCAAUCCCUUAUUGAACAUAAAAGAAUUCACACAGGAGAGAAACCAUAUUCCUGUUCUGAAUGUGGCAAAAGUUUCACAGUGAAACAAACUUUAGUUCAGCAUCAGUUAACCCACACUGGAGAGAAACCAUUUGCUUGUCCUGUAUGUGGGAAAUGUUUUGCAGCUAAACGGUCUCUAAAUCAACAUAAAAAAAUACAUUUAGCACAAAACCCUUUAGUGUCUUCUGAUAGCGAGGAACAUUUUAACUCCAGCUCAUCGCUUCUUACAUAUCAGACAGAUGAUAAUGAUUCUUCUGUUUAGGAUAUGAGAAAUAUUUUACAAGUAAUGCAAGACUUUUGGAUCACUAUAAUAUGUACAUAUUGUAAAUGGUGAAAAUGUCCUUCAUUGCCCCUCAUAUUAAGUGUAUCCCUUAACAUAUACCCCCAGGAGGUAAACUUUUUUUAUAUACUGAAAACAAUUUGUUCAGCAUAAGAAUAUUUAUGCAAGAAAGUUUCUUCUGCAUGCUAAUAUGUAUAAGUUUUGAUAUAACAUUUUAUUACAUUUUCAAAAUGUAGAUGGUGUUAAAAAAUAAAUCCUCUGCAAAUAGG
This is a messenger RNA of Bombina bombina (fire-bellied toad), 3316 nucleotides long. Its product is annotated as zinc finger protein OZF. The record is from RefSeq and is a predicted model, not a curated record. The transcript is spliced from 4 exons. Lineage: Eukaryota; Metazoa; Chordata; Amphibia; Anura; Bombinatoridae. The coding region runs from base 1626 to 3029 and encodes 467 amino acids. Gene Ontology annotation, biological process: regulation of DNA-templated transcription.